AUGGUCUGUCCAGUAGGAAAUAAGAUCAUUAUUGCAAUCAGUGUCAAUUUUAUUCUACAACUAGCGGGGUUGUGUCUUCCAAACUGGGUGACAUCGCAGUCCGGUGGAGAGUAUGGAGGACUUUUUGCCUAUUGUGUCGGUCCCACCUGUGAUUCCCUGCCUCUUAUCUUCCACAUGGGUAACGCGGAUUAUGGGGGAGUUGUAUCCCUGCAUCUAGUAGGAACGGGUUUAUUAUUGGUCACUAUUUUUGUCGGUUCAAUCCUAGCCUGGAGGUCUGGCUGGACAAAAGUUACCUUCCUCGUCAUGUCCGGAUUCCUCUUCACUGCAGUCAUCCAUGAUUCUAUCAGGACGAUGGCAGAAACGACAGCCGUGGGAGUUUACUGGUACCUCUCUUUUCUACCUAUCCUCGUUAUACAGAUAGCGAGUCUGGUGACGCCCUGCUGGUACCAAGUCUCUUGGGUUCAGGAGGGGAUCAUUCGACAGCAGCACGCAGGACUGUUCACGGCAUUCAAUGGUGCUGACUAUCUUGUUAUAUGCGCGGGGAUGGAUACGUGUAAAGACUUUGACCCCAGCGCAUCAUGUAAGUUGAAUAAUGAUAUUGCGAAGACACUUUUGAUGGCAGGAAGUGUUUUGCUGUUGUUGGGGUUCGUAGUGUCCGCACCAGGGUGUUCGAAAACUAAUAGAGGAAAUAAUCUGAUACUUACAAGAAUUUGCGGAUAUACAGCUUUCCUAACGCUGACUGGAUGUCUUUGGAUCUAUAUAGCAUUUCAUUGUGACACGUAUCAGAUCCGUGGAUCAUUUAUUUCACUCCAACUUGGGCAUUGCUUCUACUUGACAGUGUUGACGGGCUGUGUGUCACUGAUAAUGACGUUCUGUUUCGGAUUGGCUUCCAUGAAGGACAUUCCUGUGACGCAUCAUAAUUUACACGAUGACGUCAUUACAAAGGAAAACCGAACACUAAGCAAAUUCUUGCCUGAUUUAUAA
Ylistrum balloti is the source of this 984-nucleotide messenger RNA. RefSeq lists its product as uncharacterized. The coding region runs from base 1 to 984 and encodes 327 amino acids. The transcript is spliced from 5 exons. The record is from RefSeq and is a predicted model, not a curated record. NCBI's taxonomy places the organism in Eukaryota, Metazoa, Mollusca, Bivalvia, Pectinida, Pectinidae.